Messenger RNA from Penicillium taxi, 279 nucleotides. RefSeq lists its product as uncharacterized. Gene Ontology annotation, biological process: DNA-templated transcription initiation; regulation of DNA-templated transcription. The coding region runs from base 1 to 279 and encodes 92 amino acids. The record is from RefSeq and is a predicted model, not a curated record. Lineage: Eukaryota; Fungi; Ascomycota; Eurotiomycetes; Eurotiales; Aspergillaceae. Gene Ontology annotation, molecular function: DNA-binding transcription factor activity. The transcript has a single exon.
AUGCCUUACGAUAUUGCUACACGGGCCUCAGUCCUAAUUUUACGUGCUGUUUCUAAACUGACAUCUGCUGAGAUAUCUGCUAUUCUCGGUAUAUCUCAAUCGCAGGUAAAUCGUAUCUACGCGAGUGCAAUCAAACGCGGAUUUAAUGAAAAUCAACGCCCUCUCCAUAUUGAAGACGCAUACGUUGAAGACGCGCCACGAUCCGGACGACCAAAGAAGCAGACUACUGAGAAUAAUGAUAUCAUUAUCUCUAAGGUUCGCCUUAAUCGAUAUGACUGA